Molecule: messenger RNA, 1170 nt
Organism: Pseudocercospora fijiensis CIRAD86
Lineage: Eukaryota; Fungi; Ascomycota; Dothideomycetes; Mycosphaerellales; Mycosphaerellaceae
Exons: 6
Coding region: 27-902 (291 amino acids)
Source: RefSeq, a predicted model, not a curated record
CAUUCCUCCCUCUCUACAUCGAAACUAUGCACGCUUCAAAGGUUGCGGCCAUCUUGGCCUUCUGCGCCGUUCAAGGCUUGGCUGUGCCCACCCAGAUGUUGAGCUACAAUCUCGGUCGAAUUGGUAUUGACACUGGUGACUCCAAGCUUCCCAACCUGCCAAAGCGCACCGUCGUCGAGACCUCGUCCACUGGCGAUGCUGCCACCGACGCCAAAGUUGCCCAGAACCUGAAGAACGCCGAGCCUUCGCUCACCAACGAAAUGCAAGAUGUGGCUGCUAUUGCUCAGCAGGAAGUUUCUGCUAUUCCAAACCUCCUCGAUGCUCUGCAGUCGGUUACUGCCCCUCUCAUGCAGAUGAGCACCGCCAUGCAAAAAGAGGCUACGACUGUCGAGAAUGCCGAGACCAACGCUGUUGCUGCUGCUGCUCCAGCUGCUGCUCCAGCUGCUGCUCCAGCCAGUGGAACUACUACUGCUGUCACUACUGUCUCCAAGCGUGACCCUGAGGCACUUCUCAGCUUGAUUGCUCCAGUCUUGGACACCGUGGGCAAGAUUCUCUCCAAGAGACAGGAGGAGAAAGUGCUCGAGGCCCGCAGAGGUGGAGGCAACAUCGGAGGCAUCGUCGAUGGUGUAGGCAACCUCGGUGCUUCUAUCAUCGGCCUCUUCGACAAGCGGGACGAGGGGAUCCUUGAAGAGCGCAAGCUCCGAGGUGGAGACAACCUCGGGGGCAUCGUCGAUGGUGUAGGCAACCUCGGUGCUUCUAUCAUCGGCCUCUUCGACAAGCGUGACGAGGAGAUCCUUGAAGAGCGCAAGCUCCGAGGUGGCGACAACAUCGGAGACAUCGUCGAUGGUGUAGGCAACCUCGGUGCUGCUGUCGUCGGCCUCUUCAACAAGCGUGACGAAUAAACACACAGCCGAGAUCGAGCGCCGCAAAGUCACCAACGACGAAAUCGGAGAUCUUAUCAAUAAAGGCGGCGCCCUUGUUGGUUCCAUCGUCAGUGUAUUCGACUAAAUAAGGGGGGACGGAGUGGUGGAUCAGGAUUACCACCUGCUAGCUAGCAAGCAUGGCACAAUCUUCUGUUGGGUCUCCUAUAAGAGACCGGGGAAAUGUCAUUUAUAUCAUAUAGAGAGGAGGGCCUCACAAAGCUCAAAAAGCAAGUCAUUCGUUUGUUAU